CAGCUAUAUCACCUAUGCACAUGCAUUUGCCUAGUUCUCUUUCAAAGCUGCGUAACAGUACAGUUCUAUGAAGAGUUAGCCCACUGAUUUCAAUGGGCUUAGACUGGAGUAAUUCUGCAUCACAUUGCACUGUAAACCAGCGUUUCUUGUCAUCUCUUGUAGCAGCAGGAUGUUUUAUUAAAAAAAUAGUUCUUUCUUGCUCUUCAGAAAGCUUCAGGAGUUCAUUCAGUACAAAAAAGAGGAGGGAGGAGAGAGAAAAGGAUGUGCCAGGAUGUGAUGCACCCAGUUGUGAUACAAAAAGACAUAAUGGAAGUCUGGGGUUUGCAUGGAGUGUUAUGGAUUCUCUUGAGUGGAUGUAUUCUGUCUGCAAUUUGUGCAGAAUUUCUCUCUGUUGAUUGAACAGACAAAGGUCCAGAGAAUUAAUGACUGCAAGAGUUACAUCCUUUUUCCAAGGCUCCUGUGGUGCUCAUGCGGCACAUCUGAGAAACCAUGAGAUUCUUAUCCCUUGCUGCUGUUAUUUGGUGUAUCCUAGUACCGCCAUCUGAAGCUGCUAAGAGUUUUGAGGACAUCCGUUGCAAGUGCAUCUGCCCCCCAUACAGGAACAUCAGUGGACACAUUUAUAAGAAGAAUGUGUCUCAGAAAGACUGUAACUGCUUGCAUGUGGUGGAACCGAUGCCUGUGCCAGGAAAUGAUGUUGAAGCAUACUGCCUGCUAUGUGAGUGCAAGUAUGAAGAACGGAGCACCACCACCAUCAAGUUCAUAAUCAUUAUUUACCUCUCGGUGAUUGGAGCCCUACUUCUUUACAUGGCCUUUCUGAUGCUGGUUGACCCCUUGAUCCGUAAACCCGACGCCUACACUCACCCAUUGCACAACGAAGAAGAGAGCGAGGAUGCCCAUUCAUUGGCAGCGGUGCGUCCUGCUACCAGCACUAGAGCAAAUACAGUGCUGGAGAGAGUGGAAGGAGCUCAGCAACGGUGGAAGCGUCAGGUGCAGGAGCAGAGGAAGACUGUCUUUGAUCGGCACAAGAUGCUCAGUUAGAGCUCACAGAGAGUUCCCACUCCAGGAGUGAACAGCAUCUGUGGAUUAGCUAGGCAGAUGAAAAUGUCCUAUUAGUCAGGGCAAAAGAAGCUUGUAGCUUGAAUUUGUUGCACCUUCCCUUCCUGAUUUGUUUGUUGUUGUUUUUUUUUCAAAAAGUGAGGUUGAAGCAAGAGCCAUGGGCUGCACAUCCCAAAAUUAUUUAUUUAGCAUGUCACUCACUGGGGUGGAUCUCUGGAAAACUGUACCUCACUUAACACCCCCCCCCCCCACACACACACACACACACACAAGAUUACCUCCAUUCUUUCUCCCUUUUUUAAAUAGCCUACAGGUCUUAAUUGGGAUUAUAACAGACUUUGGGGUGAGAUAAGACUAAAACACACACACACACGCACACAUAACCCAGUGCUCAAAGUAAAAGCUUCCUUUUGUAGAACACAUAAUAUGUAUAACUGAAACAUAUGAACUUGAAAGAAAUGCCAAGGAUUUAAUCCUGGGAGGCUUGCAACUUGUUGAACAAUGCUGGUUUCAAAGAAUCAGCUUUUGUUCUGCUAAAGUUCUCCUAUUCUGCUACACUGUUUCUUCCUGAUCAAGCUAAGGAGAUUUAGUUAAAAAUCCUUAACCCCUGCACUUGAAACUGUGGAUUUCUCACCCUCUUCCCAGACCUUAGAAUUCUAAGGGCCCUUUCCUGGGGUAAGCCCCACUAAAUACUAUGGAACUUACUUCCAAGCAAGCCUUCUUAGGAUUGAUCCCCAAGUCCCUUAGAACUCUGAUCCUGUUGGCUGUGAGCAAAUUAGGAUAAGGCUGCUACCACAAGUCCAUAUGGUAAAAACAUUCCAUUCAUAGACCAAGUAGUGAGUGCUGCUACCUGGCUUUUUUGUGAUCAGUGGAAGUGGGGAAGUACUUCUCCUACUUGCACUGAAUCUGCCUGAGUUUUGAAACUGUAAUUAGUAGCAGUAUAUACUGGAUCCUCCAGUCUGCAGGACACCCAUGAGAAAUGUGAAAUUGGGGGUCUUCCCCCAACCCUGUCAGAGAAGUAGAUUCAUUACUAAUGUAAUUGGGAUGGGCUCAUUCUUUUUCACUCAGUUAUCUUUGAUCUAAUACAUGAUUAUGUAGUGUCUUAAUGUAGAGAAGACUGAUCUGGGACUCUGCCUCUAAUAAUUUUUAUUCAGUUUCACCAAGGGGACAACUGCAAGCCUAGGCUAAUGUUGUACCUUCAGGGGGCUAAUGUUGUACCACACCAGCAUCUUUCUCAAGGAAAUAAAUUAGAACAUUAGAACAUCUUUCUCAAGGAAAUAAAUAACAACAAUUCCCCUGAAAUCAGGAACACCAUCAUAUAUUAUAGAGAACAAAUUAAAAGUUUGCAGCACAUUAGAGAAGAAAGCAAGUAGACUGAAAGCAUAAAAGUGUUCGGGUUUCAUCCCACUACUGCUCUUAACCAUUCAUGAGUUCAGUUUGUUUAUAGGGCUGGCAUUUGUGAGACACAGGCCAUCUGUAGAAAAGCUGAAGCUCAGAAAAUGUACUUAAGCAUUUUGAAAGUGUUUUUCCCUCCAAUAAACCUAGGCAAAGAGUUUGGAUUUAUACUUCA
This is a messenger RNA of Sphaerodactylus townsendi, 2626 nucleotides long. RefSeq names its product transmembrane protein 9 (gene TMEM9). The transcript has 7 exons. Bases 490 to 1038 code for a protein of 182 amino acids. The record is from RefSeq and is a predicted model, not a curated record. Gene Ontology annotation, cellular component: lysosomal membrane. Lineage: Eukaryota; Metazoa; Chordata; Lepidosauria; Squamata; Sphaerodactylidae.